AUGGGGUCGCCGGUGAUGUGGAGAGAAUAUGGUGGCCGAUGGUGGCACGACGGCGGCGCCGGAGCACAAAGGCCAUGUGGCUUGAAGCCUUGCGUGGAGGCUCAACGCAGAGCGAGAGGGGCUGAAAACGGAGGGAUGAGGUCGCCGGCCGGUGGGGAGAAGAAUGGGAGGCGCAUUUUGAGUGCCUCCUCUAUUUCAAGUCAAUUAUCUACUAUUGAAACUUUGACUGGGAAUAAUUAUGUGAGAUGGAAACGAGAUGUAGAAAUUGCUCUUGGUCUUUUGGGAUUGGAUUUUGUCCUAGAAGACCAACCUUCAAAACCUACUGAUAAGAGUACUGCCGAAUAUGUGGCUGAAUAUCAAGAGUGGGAUAGGGCAAACAGACUUUGUCUAAAGAUUAUCAAGCGUUCUAUAUCAGAUUCCAUUAUGGGAGCUAUUCCAGACAGUGAUAAUGCUAAGCAAUUUUUGGGUGCCAUAGGACAAAGGUUUGUUGAAUCCGAUAAAGUUGAAACUGGAGACCUGAUGGAUAGAAUGAUGAGUAUGAAAUAUGAUGGUUCUAGUGGAGUUAGGGAGUAUAUUAUGAAAAUGAUACAUAUAUCCUCUAAGCUAGAAGCCCUCAAAAUUCCCAUUGCUGAACCUUUUCUGGUUUAUCAUGUUCUUAAUAGUCUUCCUAGCCAGUUUAAUCAGCUAAAGGUAGCUUACAAUGCUCAGCGAGAUAAAUGA
Molecule: messenger RNA, 720 nt
Organism: Juglans regia (Persian walnut)
Lineage: Eukaryota; Viridiplantae; Streptophyta; Magnoliopsida; Fagales; Juglandaceae
Exons: 2
Coding region: 1-720 (239 amino acids)
Source: RefSeq, a predicted model, not a curated record